This is a messenger RNA of Drosophila montana, 6006 nucleotides long. RefSeq names its product RNA-binding Fox protein 1 (gene Rbfox1). The transcript is spliced from 17 exons. The coding region runs from base 408 to 3071 and encodes 887 amino acids. Gene Ontology annotation, molecular function: mRNA binding. Gene Ontology annotation, cellular component: nucleus; cytoplasm. Gene Ontology annotation, biological process: regulation of alternative mRNA splicing, via spliceosome; nervous system development. The record is from RefSeq and is a predicted model, not a curated record. Lineage: Eukaryota; Metazoa; Arthropoda; Insecta; Diptera; Drosophilidae.
CAUUCGCAUUUCAUUUCUCGUUGCGAGCGGACGUCUUCGAUUGUUGCUGCGUUCAACUCAAUCAAAUCGUGAACUGCGACUAACUCCCAAGUGAAAUUCACUCAAAUUGUAAAUUGUGCCAAAAAGUAUAUUGUAAAAGCAAAUACUCAAUAUAGCUAAUGAAUAAAACAAAUAAAUCAAAUACAACAAAUGCGACGUCAACUCAAAUUCGGUGUUAAUUAAAGUGCAACAAGAAGUGUGACUACCCCUAUUUACAGAGUGUAGACUAUCCCUAGUAGGAAUCCAGCACGCUAUUUGUUGGUGUCAGUUAUACGGGUCAGCUGUGCAUAUAAUUUGCGACGCAACUGUAAACACAAAAAGCCGUCAAACUGUGGGGCUCCGGGGCAUUUUUUCUUCCUCCGCAAGGAAUGUAUUAUCCGCACAUGGUGCAGGCUGGCGUGGCGCCUUUUCCAGGCGCACCAGCUGGCUAUGCCGCCGCACCUGGACCGGCCGCUGCAGCCGCUGCUGGUGCGCCCACAGCGGCCGAGAGCUUGUCGCUGGCCGUGACAGCAGCCGCAAUCAAAACUGAGCCUGGAAUGCAGUUGAAGGCAACCGCCGAGUCUGCAGCAGCGGGCAAUGGCAGCACAGGAGCCACCGGUGCAACACCAGCUUCUGUGGCAGUUUCCACCAGUGUUGCCGAUGGCGUAGUCGUCAAUGCGCCGUUGUAUAUUCAACAAAAGACAAAUCUGUCAACACAACAACAAACACAACAGACACAGUACAAUGGCAGCAUCAGCAAUGGAACCGCAGCCCCAGUACCAGCAACUGGCACGGGAACAACUGCCACGACGCUGGUCACGCAACAGCAGCAGCCACCCGCACCUCUGACAAAUGGACACGCCAUGGAGCAACUGCAGCAGCAACAGCAGCAGCAGCAGCUACCGCAUACCCCACAGAAUGUGCUCAGCAUUUCCACAGUAUUGAUUGCCAGUGAGGCAGCGGAGGCACAGCAGAACUCUGCGUUGCCACAUGCUGGUGGUGGCGGUGGCGGUGGCGGCGGCGGCGGUGGCAUGCCCAGCUCACCGCUCAGCAGCUCACCGUCCAGCGUAACAGUUGCCUCGACAGCAGCCACACUCAAUGGCAACAGCAACAGCAAUAGCAUCCCCAACGAUGGCAACGUAUCGGGCAACUCAUCACCAAUUGCUAGCGGCGAGCCGCUGCUGCAAACGCCACCAGCAGCACAGCAACAACAACAACAGCAACAACAGCAACAACAACUUCAACAACAACAACAGCUCAAUUUAAGCAGCAGUCCUAUAGCAGCCACUUCAGUGACCGCCAGCUCCAUAGCCUCGGGCACCUUGGCCGCAACGAGCUGCAGCAUCUCCACAGGACUACUGCCCACAGCCGGACUGGAUAGUAAUGCCAAUUGUGGUGUGCCCGCAAGCGCCUCUCAGGUGAUUGCGCAUCUAAACGCAGUCAGUGGCAUUAUGACAGCGACCGUGCAGUCACCCAAUGUGGUCACUAGUCUAAGCAGCGCUCUAGUCCCGGCACAGUCGGCCUGCUCAUCGGUGGCUGCCGCCGUAGCCGCCGCUGCCUCGUUGGAUGCCAAAAGUCAGCCGAAACGCUUACACGUCUCCAAUAUACCGUUUCGCUUCCGGGAUCCCGAUCUGCGCGCCAUGUUUGGGCAAUUUGGCAACAUUUUGGACGUGGAAAUCAUCUUCAAUGAGCGCGGCAGCAAGGGAUUCGGUUUUGUAACAUUCGCUAACAGCAACGAUGCAGAACGAGCACGCGAACGUCUACACGGCACCGUGGUUGAGGGACGCAAAAUCGAGGUGAAUAACGCCACUGCACGUGUACAAACCAAAAAAGUGACAGCAGUACCCAACGUUGUACUGACCAAAGACGGUGCCCUACCGGCUCCAGCUCUAGUUUGCGUACAAUGGCCUGAAGCCGCCGUAGCCGCCGCCGCUGCCAUGCGUGGAGUUGCCAUACAACGUGGACACGUGGGCGUGGUCGGUGCCACACCCUUCCAUCAUCCCCAUCAUCCGCACCAUCACCAGGCGCUGGUUGCCGCCGCCCAGCAGCAACAGCAACGUCAAGUGGCCGCCGCUGCCGUGGCCGCAGCAGCCGCCCAACAGCAGCAGCACCAGCAACAACAGCAACAGCAGCAUCAGCAGCAGCAGCAACAACAACAGCAACAACAACAACAGCAGCAACAACAGCAACAACAUGCCGCAGUAGCCGCCGCCGCCGCUGCCCAGCACUCGCAACACGCCGCUGCCGCCGCCGCCGCCGCCGCUCACACACAUCAGCAUGCACAUGCGCAUGCUCUCGCCCCCCAGCUCGCCCAGCUGCAGCCGACGCUCCAGGCGGUCGGGGUGCCCACUGCCGCUGGCAGUGCUGCGGCUGCUGCCGCUCAGCAACACUCGGCGCUGCAUCAAUCGCUGGCAGCUGCCGCAGCUGCACAAAAUUCGGGCGUGGCGGGCAAUGCGAACGCUGCCGCCGCCGCUGCGUAUGCGGCACGCCUCUCCGCUGCCACGGCUUCCCAAACGCCGGCCGCUGCUGCUGCGGCUGCUGCUUCCAUGGCAGCGUCGGCUAAUGCGGCCAACAGCGCUUUGCAUGGAUUUGCGCCCGUAUACUAUGAUCCCUUCUUAGCAGCCGCUGCUUCCGCUGAUCCAAAUCUACGCUUCCAGGCAGCCAAACCGGUCACUGAAGUUCCAGCCGCACAGCCAGCCGCCAUAUUAAAUCGCCGCACUGUGACUACGCUAAACAGUACCCCACAUACGAUCAACCGCAUUCCGGUACCACAGAAUGUUUUGGCCACUGCUCCGCUGUUAAAGACACCCCUGUCUCAGGCCCAGCAGCAGGCGUACGCCACGGCGGCCACCACCUACACGGCGGUCGCUGCCCGGGCCGCCUACGGCGCCGCUGCAGCAGCAGCCGCCCAACCAGCACUCGCUGGCUAUGCCACCGUAGCGGGUUACGCGCGCGAGUAUGCGGAUCCUUAUCUAGGACAUGGCAUUGGACCCAUGCCAGGCUAUGGGGCAACACUGUAUCGCGGUGGCUUCAAUCGUUUUACGCCAUAUUAGAAAGCUUCAUAAGUCAGCCAAAUAACGCACUUGAACUACUCUCGAAAAUGCUCAAUGUAUGAACAAAAAUUAGACGUAAAUACUCCUCCUCUACAGUGCAGUAAGUAGAAGUUAAUUCUAACGCAAAACCAGAUGCUCAAAGAUGAUCGAACAAAACAAAAAAAAAAAAAAAAACAAAACAAAACCCGCUCAAUAUAUGGAGAGAUGAAAAUCAAAGCUAAAAGCAGCUGCAAACCUGUGGCAAAUUAAGCAAAAUAAAAUUUAAAAAACAAACUAAAAUUUUUUAAACAAAAAAAAAUCAAUGUCGUCCAUAAAAACAAAACAAAAAAAAAAUGAUGAAAACAACAAGAAAUGCAGUAUACACAAAAUAUUUAAAUGGCAAUUAGUUUGCAAAACGUGCUUCAUGCGUAGAUUUUUACCAAAAACAAAAGCUGAAAUUUUGUGCGGCAGAAUUUAUAUUUAAAAAAAAUAUAUAUAUAUAUAUACCAACAGGAUAUAUAAUUAUUAUGAUUAUUAUACCAAUAGAUAUGGUAUUUGUAUAUCAAAAAAGGAGCAAUUUUAAUGUAUUUGCCAACUCAAAAAUUAACAACCGAAAAAAAAGAACAUUUAUUUUUUGUUCAAUAGUUUUGUUCAUUAAGUUAGCUUUAUAUUUAUAUAUAUACAAAUUUGAUUAUUUUCUGUUUCAUGUAUUUGUAUAUCAGUGUAGUCUGUAGUAAGCAAUAAGAAACAAAAACAAGCGCCAGACAUUGAAUUGUAUAUUAUAUUUUUAUAUAUACAAAUACACAAAACUAACAAAAAAAAAAAGUUGCCAAACAAAAAAACAUUUUAUUAGAACAGACAUAUGAGAACAUUUUACCUUAAUUUCUUUAUACAUUUUUAAGUCUCCAAAGAAUACUCAUUUUAUUAUCGUCAACAAUUAUAUUUUAAACACGUUUUUUAAUCUGCUUUGCUUAUUAUUGUUCCUAGAAACUUUUUUCGGCAGCUAAAAUGCAUAGUCAACUCAAUGAACAUGAUAUUGCUCAACUUGUAGUGCAUAAGUUAAUGCAACAGAUCAACACGUAGACAUAUCCUUGGAACAUACAAUAAUAAUUACUUUAAUGCGGCCGUAGCAGCAACAAAAAAAAAAAAACAAAAAAAAAUAAUAUAAAUAAUGAGUAUAAAAUUAAAAUAUUAAUGCAUAAUAGUUUUUAACUUCAAGCUUCCAGUGACAGAAAGAUAAAAAAAAAAAAAGAAAACCCAGAAACGGAAACGUGAAAAUUGUGUAGUAAGCAUUAAAAUAAAGUACAUUAUUAGCUCUUACUAUGUAGCACUUUCUUUGUGUGUUGUGUAAAAAACAAAAAGCUAAACGAAAAAAGAAAAAAGAAACAAAAUCAGAAAUGAAAAAUUUUCAAAAACAAUUAUAUAACAAAUAACUUCACAUCGUUUCAGUGUUGUUCAUUUUGGGUCUAGACCACAAAACUUCCCUAAGCAAGCUAAGAAUUUAUUUUACACAUACUCUAUAAAGUCUAAUGCACACAAUUCACUUUUACAGUUGUGUAUUUUGAAAUGUAUGUUGGAAAAACAAAUCCAAAGAAAUAAAAAAAAAAAAAAAUAUAUAAGUAAAUAAGUAAAAAUAGAAAGGAAAUGCUCAAGAAGUAAUUUGACCUCGUUCUCUAUUUCGAUUCUUAGACAGCUACUGUCGCAAAAUUUAUACUAGUUGUUUAUAAAUAAUAUAAACCAAUAUAUCUUUGAUUCGUUUUUGUGUGUAUGUAACUGUGCAAUUGAUCUUUCGAAUUUAUCCUUUUAAUCAAACAAAAUCCAAAAAUAUUUACUCUUCAUUGAUUAUACUCCAUGCGAUAUUUGAUUGUAGCCUGGUGAGAAAUCUGCAAUCUUGUGUUUUCUACUAAACAAUUCGUUGUCUGAGAUUGUAAAUAAUUACUAUGAAUUUUCUUAUUCUCACACACAUUUGCACAGCCAUACAACGGCAACUUGAAGCAAUUUAUGUCAUACUCAGAUUUUAAAUGUUUCUUUAAAUAUCAUUAUACAAAAAAAAUUAAAAAAAAAAAAUAAUAAUAAUAAUAAAAAAAAUAACAUAUUAAGUAUAAUUACGUUGACAUUUUUCAAGCCAAAGUUUAUAUUUAAAAAUGAUUUUUAGUUAGAUUUAGUUUUUAUGCCGACGACAGACACAAAAAUAAAAUAAUACUAAAUGAAACAAAUCAAUUCAAACCCAACAAUUGCCAAAUUAAAUGUAGCUUUCAAGUGAAUAGACACUUAAUUAAAGUAACAAAAAUAAAAGAAAAACUUUUAAAAUAGCACAGAAAUAAAUACAUAUUAACAACAACUAGAAAAACUUAAAGUAUAUCACACUCUUUGGCAGCACACACAAAAAUAAAUAAUUGAACGAAAAACAAAUACUUUUGGGUUUGAUAUACAAGGCGAAAUAAACCAAGUAGUUAUUAAAAAUUAAACAUAAUAUAUAAUACAUACAAAAAAAAAAAUUAUAAACUCAACUUCCACCGCAAUUUUUUAAUACAAAAACAAAACACAGUCUUAAGCAAGGUAUGAACUAAAGUCAACCUAAGUCUAAAUAUGUAAAAUGCAAAUGCAACUCAAUCAAACACUGCAGCUAUAAUGUUAUAUAUAUAUUUAUAAACAUAUAUAUUUAUAAAUAUAUAUAUAUGCAUAUAUAAACAUAGCUACUUAUAAAAGAUAUUUUAAUUUUUACUUGAUUAUCUGUGCGCCCAUCCCUCUUACACACACCCAAUUUUAACACCCAGUACAAGAGCAAGAAUGAGAAUUACGAAUCUUUAAGCUGUAAUCUUUAAUCUGUGUAGUCUAACCAUAAGCCAACGCCGCUUUUGUUCACUUUCACAUAGAGCAUACGCAUAGGCGUUAUAUAAAGUAUAAAUAUAAACUAUAUAUAUAAAUAUAUAUUAUAUGAAAAAACAAAAAUAAA